AGAUAUAUAAGCAAGCACAACAGCACCGAAGCCACCCACUUUUAUCGUUUACAUCCUAACCGCUGCCCCUGCGCACUUCAUUCCUUACGCGCAUUCUCCUUCACAUAUUCCUCUCUAGCGCAUCUCCCUGCGACAGUGCGUCGCGCCAGCAACGAUGCGUCGUGUUCUGCUCGACCCCCCGCACCCGACCAACUUCGUGGAGCACAUUUACAUUACCUUGAAGGAUGGCAUUCGUCUCGCUGCCCGGCUCUUCAUGCCGAGGGACGCGUCGUCCGAACACCGCUACCCGGCCAUCUUGGAGUACAUCCCCUACGGCAAGUGCAGCGGCACUCGUGCGCGGGAUGAGCCGAUGCACGGCUUCUUCGCCGGCCAGGGCUACGUCUCGGUUCGCGUGGACAUGCGCGGCUCCGGGGAAUCGGAUGGCCUACUGUUCGAUGAGUACCUGAAGCAGGAGCAGGACGACGCGCUGGAGGUGAUUGACUGGAUCAGCAAGCAGCCGUGGUGCACUGGCGAUGUGGGCAUGAUGGGCAAGUCGUGGAGCGGCUUCAACUCACUGCAGGUGGCGGCGCGCCGUCCGCCGGCGUUGCGGGCGAUCAUCGUGCUCGGCUUCACCGACAACCGCUUCACCGACGACAUCCACUGGAAGGGCGGCUGCCUGCUGAACGACAACUUUUGGUGGGGCUGCAUCAUGCAGGGCCUCCAGUGUUACCCCCCGAACGCGGACCUUGUGGGUGACGGGUGGAAGGACAUGUGGCUGGAGCGGCUGGACAAGAUGCCGCUGAACGCCGCGGACUGGACGGCGCACCAGACGUACGACGACUACUGGAGGCACGGCUCGGUGCAGGAGGACUACAGCGCGAUUCAGGUGCCGGUGUUGCUGGUGGACGGGUGGGCCGACUCCUACACCAACGCGCUUUUCCACCUACUGGAGCGCCUGCACGUGCCGUGCAAGGCGAUCUGCGGCCCGUGGGUGCAUGCGUACCCCCAAGACGGCACCCCGCUGCCCCGGAUGAACUUCCUGCGUGCCGCAAAGGACUGGUGGGACUGUUGGAUGAAGGGGAUGACAGAGAACGACGUCGCGCGCUGGCCGAUGCUGCAGGCCUACAUUGAGGACGCACAGCCCCCGUGCACGAGCAAGCCCGUCGCGCCAGGCAAGUGGGUGGCGAUGGACCGGUGGGUGAAUGCGGACGUGCCGACGGUGUGCUACGGCCUCGGUGCUGGCCGUCUGCUCCAGGCGGUGGAGGGCAACGGGUCGGGGAUCGAGGCGGUGGCCGACGUCGUUGUGCACACCCCUCUCAACCACGGCCUUCUCUCGGGCGAGUGGAUGGGGGCUGGUGUGAUGGGGGAGACGGCUGGCGAUCAGCGCAUGGACAACGGUAUGGCGGUCACCUACUUCUCGGCCCCGCUGACGGCGGAGAUGAACAUUCUCGGCCAGCCGACCUUCGUCGUCUCUGUUACGUGCGACAAGCCCAAGGCGUUUCUCUUUGCGCAGCUCUGCGACGUUGCGCCGGAUGGCGCGGCGACUCGCAUCACCUAUGGCAUGAAGAACCUUGUGCACUGUGGCCCGCGUGGGGACGGCGCGGUUGCGCUGCUCACACCCGGGACGGCGGUGCAGGCGACGGUGCAGAUGGACUUCUGCGGCUACUGCGUGCCCGCCGGCCACUGCCUCUCGCUCUCCGUUGCGAACAACUACUGGCCGAUGGUGUGGUGCUCGCCGGAGGACGCGACGCUGCGUAUCGACGCGGUCAGCGCGACGCUGCGCGUGCCGGUGCUGGCGCAGGAGGCGCGGGUGGUUCCCGGGCCGGACCCGAGUCCCGAGGCGGCCGCCUUCACGCCCAUCACCACGCUCGUGCCGGGCCGCGUGGACCGCUCCGUUUCGUACGACAUCGUCCGCGACUCGUGGACCUGUGUGACGGAUGGCGUGGGCGGCGUCUUUGGCGAGGGCAUCUACCGCUUUGAUGAUAUCGACACGACGAUGGAGCACAACCUGCGCCGCGAGCUGACUCUGUGCAACCGCGACCCCCUCUCGGCCCACUACAGCAUCACGCAGAAGUUCAAAGUGAGUCGCCCGCGCUGCGUGAUUGAUGUGGACAUCACAAGCUCGCAGCACUCCGAUGCCGAUUACAUGUACCUCCGCUCCAACAUGAGGGCGAUGUACAAUGACGAGGAGGUCUUUGAAAAGAAUUUCUUCCGCCGCGUGCGCCGCGAAGCCAUUUAA
Molecule: messenger RNA, 2218 nt
Organism: Leptomonas pyrrhocoris
Lineage: Eukaryota; Euglenozoa; Kinetoplastea; Trypanosomatida; Trypanosomatidae
Product: putative X-pro dipeptidyl-peptidaseserine peptidase Clan SC family S15
Exons: 1
Coding region: 155-2218 (687 amino acids)
Molecular function (GO): dipeptidyl-peptidase activity
Source: RefSeq, a predicted model, not a curated record